Molecule: messenger RNA, 1390 nt
Organism: Lobosporangium transversale
Lineage: Eukaryota; Fungi; Mortierellomycota; Mortierellomycetes; Mortierellales; Mortierellaceae
Exons: 2
Coding region: 81-1343 (420 amino acids)
Source: RefSeq, a predicted model, not a curated record
CGGAAUGCCAGAAACAUGUCCAUUAAUUAAUUCUCUCAUUCUCUCAUUCUUAUUCAUUCAUCAUCCAAGUCCUUCUCACCAUGGAAAGCGAAUUCGAUACAUCUCAGGAGCAGCAGCAACAGCAGAAGCCACCCUUCUAUGUCCAGUAUAAUCAGAUAGGCCCUCCACUACGUGCAAUGGAGUGUGCUACAGAAGCUCGAUUUAUCGAAUCACUCUUCCUUAUCGCAGAUGACGCGCGCGAUACCUAUCAGACGCACAUAGUCCGUGGUAUUCCCAACUUUCCGAGCUUCUAUUCGUUGAUUCGUUUUGUGAAUCUUAAAAUAGACCUAUAUAACGAGAGUAAUACCCAGAGCAGCAACAGGAACAGCGAUAACAGCAGCAAUAGUGGUAGCAUUAGUACAUGUGCCUUGCCUACUACUCUUACUAAAGACAACAAGGUUAUGAACCAGUAUGGACGGUCUCGUUCACCUUGGAUACAGCUCAUCAAUCAACCCUACAGAAUCCUUACCACGAUCACAGCGAUUGGCAAGACCAGUUUAAGAUCACAACAUCAGUUCAUUACAGUUCCUCAGAGUCAGGUGAAGCGAGACUUCAAUGAUCGAGAACAGGAUAAAAUGUAUGAACGUUUGGAACCAGGGGAUGAACCUCCACGGCAAUUUGCAAGUGUAGAUGGUGGACAAGUCUUUGUUAAAUUUGAAACGAAUGAACAGGGACAAGGUUUUUUCCGGCCUGAUCCUUGUCCGUUUAAACCAUAUCCGGUCAUAGGCCCCAAGCUUGCUCAAAUGAUUUUGGAAAAGGGGCCCGAAGAAGUAAAAGAACGACCCAAGAAUGCAUUUAAAAUCAAACUUCGUUUGCGUGAGUCGGAUGAGGAUGAGCUCGGUCAUGUCACAAACUCGCGUUACGCUGGAUUGCUAUAUGAUGUUUUGUUUUAUGGUAUUCAACAAGGAUAUUACGCUAACGGCUCUGGACCCUUCACCACACCUGAGCCACUUGUUAAAGAUGCAACAACAACAACAACAACAACAAUGCUCACUACUACUACUACUACUAACACAGAAUCAAGAUCAGGAUUAAGAACAGAAUCAACAAAUAUUGCUGUUCCAGCUGGUGCUAGAUUCUACAAGGAUGCGAACGUUCAUGAGGUAUUUGUCGGCUAUCAGCAUGAACUCAAAGUCAGAGAUGGAGUGUAUGCCUGGAGUUGGGUCGAGCGGGAAAAGAUCCAUAAUGGUUUAGACGUCAUCCAGAUACAAGUUUGUUCCAGUAACGAUGGGAGUGAAAAAAUUAUCUCGCUAUGGAGAGCCAUUAUUGGAGAGACCUCCCGCCCUUCCAAAGCAUCUCUUUAGAAAAAGCUUAAAAAAUAAUAAUAAAAGUGGAUUCUGAAGUACAAAAG